This is a messenger RNA of Centrocercus urophasianus (Greater sage-grouse), 13455 nucleotides long. It is a transcript of the gene SVEP1, whose product is annotated as sushi, von Willebrand factor type A, EGF and pentraxin domain containing 1. The record is from RefSeq and is a predicted model, not a curated record. The transcript has 50 exons. NCBI's taxonomy places the organism in Eukaryota, Metazoa, Chordata, Aves, Galliformes, Phasianidae. The coding region runs from base 1 to 11064 and encodes 3687 amino acids. Gene Ontology annotation, molecular function: calcium ion binding.
AUGUGGCCCCUGGUAGCUCUGUGUUGCUGGGGGGGACUGUCCCUACCGCUGUCCCUGGCGCUGUCGGCGCCGCAGGGCCGGGGGGCGGCCCUCACUUCGCCUGCCCUCGCCUCGCCCGCCCCAGCGCCGCCGCUGCCCGACACGACGGAAAGCAAAGUGGAGAAGCUGGGCCGCGCCUUCAAGCGCCAGGUGCGGCGGCUGCGUGCGCGCAGCGGGCGGCUGGAGCUGGUCUUCCUGGUGGACGAGUCGUCGAGCGUGGGGCCGGCCAACUUCCUCAGCGAGCUGCGCUUCGUCAAGAAGCUGCUCUCCGACUUCCCCGUGGUGCCCGCGGCCACGCGCGUCGCCAUCGUCACCUUCUCCUCGCGCAGCAACGUGGUGCCGCGCGUGGAUUACAUCUCGCGGCGGCGGCCGCAGCAGCACAAGUGCGCGCUGCUGGGCCGCGAGAUCCCCGCCAUCGCCUACCGCGGCGGCGGCACCUACACCAAGGGCGCCUUCCAGCAGGCGGCGCAAAUACUGCGACAUGCUCGUGGGAAUUCCACAAAGGUGAUAUUUCUCAUUACUGAUGGAUAUUCCAAUGGUGGAGACCCAAGACCAAUUGCAGCAUCCUUGCGUGAAUUUGGAGUGGAGAUCUUCACCUUUGGGAUAUGGCAGGGGAAUAUCCGAGAACUGAAUGACAUGGCUUCCCAUCCAAAAGAAGAUCAUUGUUACCUCCUUCACAGUUUUACCGAGUUUGAAGCUCUGGCACGCAGGGCUCUUCAUGAAGACCUGCCCUCUGGUAGUUAUAUCCAAGAAGAUAUAUCACACUGUUCAUAUCUCUGUGAGGCGAAUGAGAACUGCUGUGACAUCAUGGCAAGCUGUAAAUGUGGCACUCACACUGGCCAGUUUGAGUGCAUUUGUGAAAAAGGAUACUAUGGGAAAGGACUACAGCAUGAAUGCACGGCUUGUCCACCAGGAACAUACAAGCCUGACAGUUCACCAGGUGGAAUAAGCACUUGUAUCUCAUGCCCUGAUGGGAAUCAUACUUCUCCACCAGGAAGUACCUCCAUUGAGGACUGCGCGUGCCAGGAGGGAUACCGUGCUGUAGGACAAACUUGUGAAGUUGUUCACUGCCCUGAAUUGAAGCCCCCUGAAAAUGGUUACUUUGUCCAGAAUGUCUGCAACAAUUACUUCAAUGCUGCCUGUGGGAUCCGAUGCAAAGCGGGAUUUGAUCUCGUGGGAAGCAGUAUCCGCCUUUGUCAGCCAAAUGGCCAGUGGUCUGGAUCAGAGGCUACUUGCAGAGUUCGAACAUGUCCCAAGCUUUGGGCUCCUGAGAAUGGACACAUUAACUGUUCAACAGCUGAUAUCUCCUAUAAGACAGAAUGUUUUGUGACCUGCAAUGAAGGCUAUAAACUAGAAGGAAAUGCCAAACUGACGUGCCAGGGAACCUCACAGUGGGAUUCAAAGGAGCCCAAGUGUGUGGAAAUGCACUGCCCUGUCUUCCAGAAACCAGCAGGUGUAACAAUUCACCCUCCAAAAUGUGGGCUGGAGCCAGCUGUUUCUGGGACUAUGUGCCAGCUGAGCUGUCCCCGAGGAUUCAUCUUGUCUGGAGCUAGGGAAGAAUUAAGGUGCAUUUCAUCUGGGAGAUGGAGUGCAGACAUCCAGGAUGCUCUGUGUAAAGAUAUUGAAGCUCCUCAGAUCCAGUGUCCACAAAAUAUUGAGACUGAGACUCUGGAACAUCAGAACUCUGCUAAUAUCAGCUGGCAGGUCCCAGUACCUGGGGAUAACUCUGGAGAUGAGGUCUCAGUGCACGUAACUCCAGCUUUCAUACCACCAUAUCUUCUCCCGAUUGGUGAAGUUGCCAUUACAUACAGAGCAGUCGAUAAGUCUGGCAAUGAGGCAAGCUGUACGUUCAGUGUCAAGGUGAUUGAUGCAGAACCUCCUGUAAUUGACAGAUGCAGAUCUCCACCACCCAUACAGGCAGUGGAGAAUGAAUACCCAGCAACGUGGGAAGAACCACAAUUUUCAGACAAUUCAGGUGCUCCUCUGACUAUCACUAGGAGUCAUGAACCUGGAGAUCUCUUUCCCAAAGGAGAAACAACAGUUCAAUAUGUAGCUCUGGAUCCUUCUGGCAAUAACAGGACAUGUGAAAUACAUGUUGUCAUCAAAGGUUCUCCCUGUGAAAUCUCCUUUGAGCCUGUGAAUGGCAAUUUUACGUGCACAUCAGAUGAAGUGGGUGUUAAUUGUAAGUUGCACUGUGCAGAGGGUUAUAGCUUCUCGGAGGGAUCAAGUGAAAACUACUAUUGUGCAUAUGAGGAUGGUGUCUGGAAGCCACCUUACUCUCCAGAGUGGCCCGACUGCUCUUUAAAUCGUUUCGCAAACCAUGGGUUCAAAUCCUUCGAGAUGCUUUACAAAGCAACACGAUGUGAUGACAACAGUCUUCUAAAUGGCUUUUCUGAUGCUUUCCAGAGUGCACUUGGUAAAAUGGUCCCAUCGUUCUGUAAUGAUGUUGAUGAUAUUGACUGCCGACUGGAAGAUCAGACACAGAAACAUUGCUUGGAGUACAAUUACGAUUAUGAAAAUGGAUUUGCCAUUGGACCUGCUGGCUGGGGAGCGGCAAACCAGCUGGAUUAUUCCUAUGAUGAUUUCUUUGACAGUGUGCAGGAAGAAGGCCUAUCCAAGCAUCUCUCUGCUUUUGCAAAGGCAGCACCUACUCGAGUCAAAAGGCAUAAGAAGCUGAAUGUUCCAAUGACUGACCACAAAAUCAAGUUAAUAUUUAACAUCACAGCUAGCGUGCCACUGCCUGAUGAAAGGAAUGAUACACUGGAACUGGAAAACCAGAAACGACUUCUUAAAACUCUAGAGACGAUAACAAACAGGCUGAAUAGGACUCUCAACAAGGAACCCAUGUAUUCUUUUCAGUUUGCAUCUGAACUCAUUGUAGCUGACAGCAACUCAUUGGAGACAGAGAAGGCUUUCCUUUUCUGCAGACCUGGUUCUGUGCUGAAGGGGAGAAUGUGUGUCAACUGCCCUUUGGGUACCUAUUACUCCCUGGAGCAUCAUGCCUGUGAAAGCUGCUGGACUGGAUCCUACCAGGAUGAGGAAGGGCAGCUGGAAUGCAAAAGUUGUCCAUCUGGUAGUUACACUGAGUAUCUACACUCCAGGAGCAUUUCAGAAUGCAAAGCUCAGUGCAAGCAGGGAACAUAUUCACCUAAUGGUCUUGAGACCUGUGAAACAUGUCCUCUUGGCACAUAUCAGCCAGCAUUUGGAUCCAGGAACUGCAUCUCUUGCCCAGAAGAUACCUCGACGGUAAAAAGAGGUGCAGUAGAUGUCUCAGCUUGUGGAGUACCAUGUUCUGCAGGGGAGUUCUCUCGUACAGGUUUGACACCUUGUCACCCUUGUCCCAGAGACUAUUAUCAGCCAGACCCAGGAAAGUCCUACUGCUUGUCGUGUCCCUUUUAUGGAACAACAACAAUCAUUGGUGCCAGAUCCAUCACAGAUUGUUCAAGUUUUGGCUCUACUUUCUCAGCUGCUGAGGAAAGUGUGAUGAUGAUACCAGCCUCUCCAGAAAACAUCAGCAAACAGUACAAAGUCAGCAGUCAGGUGUUUCAUGAAUGUUUCCUGGAGCCAUGCCACAACAAUGGGACGUGCAAACAGUUGGGAAGUGGAUAUAUUUGCAUAUGCCCAAUUGGAUAUACAGGCUUGAAAUGUGAAACAGAAAUGGAUGAAUGUAAAUCCUCUCCUUGUCACAAUAAUGGAGUGUGUAAAGAUGGCAUUGGGACCUUUGUUUGUCAUUGCAAGCCAGGCUAUUCUGGUCUCUUGUGUGAGAAAGAUAUAAAUGAAUGUAACUCCAGUCCAUGUUUGAAUGGAGGUCACUGUGUCGACGAGAAGAAUGGUUACCAGUGCACUUGUGCAAAAGGAUUCACAGGUGCUCACUGUGAAUCAGAGGUCAACGAGUGCCUUUCAAACCCAUGUCUUAACAGAGCUCUUUGUGAAGAUCGAGUUGGAGGUUUCUCCUGCAAGUGCCUCCCAGGUUUUACUGGUGUCUUGUGUGAAAGAAACAUUGAUGAGUGUCUCAGCAGACCCUGUAGGAAUGGGGCUACAUGCAGGGAUGGUAUCAACAGCUUCAGGUGUCUGUGUGUGACAGGGUACACAGGACUCAACUGUGAAGUGAACAUCAAUGACUGUGCCUCCAGCCCCUGCUUAAACCAUGCCACCUGUGUGGAUGCCCUGAACUCGUACGUUUGUAAAUGUCCUCCUGGCUUUACAGGCAGCAGGUGUGAAACAGAACAGUCCUCUGGUUUCAAUCUUGAUUUUGAAGUCUCUGGUAUCUAUGGGUACGUUAUGCUUGAUGGCGUUCUUCCGUCGCUUGGUGACAUCACAUGUACAUUCUGGAUGAAAUCCACUGACACCACCAACUACGGAACUCCUAUUUCUUAUGCAGUGGAAAAUGGAAGUGAUAAUGCAUUUCUUCUGACCGACUACAAUGGUUGGGUUCUGUAUGUAAAUGGAAAAGAGAGAAUCACAGACUGUCCUUCAGUGAAUGAUGGUAAUUGGCAUCACAUUGCGGUCACAUGGACAUGCAUGGAUGGGGCAUGGAGAGUGUACAUUGAUGGGAAGCUAUCUGAUGGAGGCAGCGGGCUCUCUGUUGGCUCAAAAAUCCCUGGUGGUGGUGCACUUGUGCUGGGACAAGAGCAAGAUCAGAAAGGAGAGGGAUUCAAUCCAGCUGAAUCUUUUGUUGGUUCCAUAAGUCAGCUCAAUAUCUGGGACCGUGUCCUGUCUCCACAGCAGGUAAAAUCUCUGGCUACAUCCUGUCCAGAAGAACUCCAAAAAGGAAAUGUGCUAGCCUGGCCAGAUUUCCUUCCAGGAGUUGUGGGAAGAGUGAAGAUAGAUUACAAGAGUGUAUUUUGUGCUGAUUGUCCAUCUUUGCAAGGAUCUGUACCACAUCUGCGUGCCUCUUCAUCUGAUUUAAAGCCAGGGUCAAAAGUCAGCCUUUCCUGUGACCCAGGCUUCCAGAUAGUGGGAAACUCUGUUCAGCACUGCCUUAACAUGGGACAGUGGACGCGACCCUUUCCACGCUGUGAAAGAAUCAGCUGUGGAGUGCCUCCACCUUUAGAGAAUGGCGGUUAUGCUGCUGAGGACUUCUUUGCUGGCAGCACCAUUACCUAUCAGUGCAACAGUGGCUACUAUUUGCUGGGUGACUUUGAGAUGUUCUGCAAGGACAAUGGGAGCUGGAGCAGCAUUUCACCAUCAUGCCUUGAUGUUGAUGAAUGUGCUGUUGGAUCAGACUGUGAUGAGCAUGCAUCCUGUCUCAAUACAAAUGGAUCCUAUGUUUGCACCUGCAUUCCACCUUACAUAGGAGAUGGUAAAAAAUGUGCAGAACCAGUGAAGUGCCGAAAUCCAGGAAAUCCAGCAAAUGGCCAUAUGUAUGGGGACGUGUACAGUGUUGGCAGUCAAGUAACUUUUUCUUGUGAAGAAGGGUUUCAGCUGACUGGAGUGACUAAACUUACAUGCAUGGAGUCUGGAGAGUGGAGUCACUCAAUACCGUAUUGUGAAGCUGUAUCCUGUGGACGUCCCAUUAUUCCAGAGAACAGUGCCAUUUGGGGCUCAAAUUUUACAUACCGCAGUAAGGUGACAUACAGGUGCAAAGAUGGUUACAGCAUUGUGGGUGAAAAGGAAAUUAUGUGCCUUGCUAGUGGUGCUUGGAACCAUCCUCCCCCCUCCUGUGAAAUGGUGACAUGUCCUAGCCCACAGGAUAUUAGCAAUGGAAAAUACACACUCACUGGCACAACCUACCUUUCAUCUGUAUCAUACAGUUGUGACAAUGGAUACAGCCUUCAGGGUCCUGCUGUACUUGUCUGUGCAUCUUCAGGGAACUGGAACAGCACACCUCCAGCUUGCAGCAUUGUCUCUUGUGGAUCUCCUCCUGCCAUUAAAGAUGCAGUGAUAGAAGGAAAUAACUUUACUUUUGGAAGCACGGUCUCUUACACGUGCAAAGAAGGUUACACUUUAGUUGGUCCUGCAACCAUAGAGUGCUUAGCUAGUGGCGAGUGGAGUGUGAGCCACCAGCAGUGCCUGGCAGUGUCCUGUGAUGAACCUCCCCAUGUGGAAAAUGCAUCGCCAGAGAACGGCCACCGCCUCUAUGGCGAUAUAGCUUAUUACUUCUGCUCGGAUGGCUACAGCCUGGCUGAUAACUCUCAGCUGCUUUGCAAUGCAGAAGGGAAGUGGGUGCCUCCAGAGGGCAAGAAGAUGCCUUACUGCGUAGCUGAUUUCUGUGAAAAGCCAUCCACUGUCUCAUACAGCAUCCUGGAGUCCAUCAGUAAAGCCAGGUUUCCAGCCGGCUCCAUUGUGAGCUUCAAAUGCAUGGAAGGCUUUGUUUUAAAUACUUCAGCCAAGAUUGAGUGCCUUAGAGGAGGCAUCUGGAAUCCUUCUCCAUUGAGCAUCCAGUGCAUUCCAGUUCGCUGUGGAGAACCUCCCAGCAUUGGCAAUGGCUAUGCCAGUGGGACCAACUACAGCUUUGGAGCAGUGGUGGCAUACAGCUGCAACAAAGGGUUCUACAUCAAGGGGGAAAAGAAGCGUACCUGUGAAGCCACUGGCAGCUGGAGUGGCAGUUUGCCCACGUGCCACCCAGUGUCGUGUGGAGAACCACCCCAACUUGAGAAUGGCUUUAUUAAGGAAACAACUGGGCACUUCUUUGAAAAUCAGGCAGAUUAUCAGUGCGAGUCCGGCUACCAUCUGGUUGGGAGCUCAGUAUUUAUUUGCCAAGCCAAUCGACAGUGGUACAGUGAAUCACCUCCUCGCUGUGUUCCUCUCAGCUGUGGAAAACCACCACCCAUCCAGCAUGGCUACUCCAAGGGAGAAACCUUUGAUACAGGUUCCAAAGUUGAGUUUUUCUGUGAAGAGGGCUAUGAGCUGAUUGGAGACGUUUCUUGGACGUGUCAGAAGUCUGGGAAGUGGAACAAAAAGCAAAGCCCAAAAUGUGUGCCAACAAAAUGUCCAGAACCACCCUUGGCAGAAAAUCAGCUGGUUUUGAGGGAAAUGACUUAUCAAGUUGGUGUUGUACAGUUCUCCUGCAAAGAAGGUUAUGUCUUGCAUGGCUCCUCUGUACUGAAAUGUCUGCCCUCUCAACAGUGGAAUGAUUCCUUUCCCUUCUGCAAAGUUGUACAGUGUCCUGCGCCUCCAUAUGUCCCCUUCAGUGACACCUUGACUUCAUCCCUUUAUUUUGGUAGCACUGUGAAGUACAUCUGCGUAGAUGGGUUUUUACUGAAGGGUGAGCCAACUAUCAGAUGCCAGGCUGAUGGCUCAUGGAGCUUGCCACUGCCAGAGUGUAUUCCUGUGGAGUGCCCCCAGCCAGAAGAAAUUCAGAAUGGCAUUGUUGAUGUGCAGGGCCUCACCUUCCUCAGCACAGCCCUCUAUACAUGUAAACCAGGUUUUGAAUUGGUGGGGAACACAACUAUUCUCUGCGGAGAAGAUGGGCAGUGGCUUGGAGGAAGACCAAUUUGCAAACCUAUUGAAUGCCCACGGCCAAAGAAGAUCCUCAAUGGCAGAUACUCAUUCACAAACUUCCAUUAUGGGCAGACAGUUAAGUAUUCCUGUGACAGAGGUUUCCAGCUCCAAGGAGAGGAAACACUAAGCUGUCUAGAGACAGGAGAGUGGAGUACAGAUGUUCCCUCCUGCAAAGCCAUAAAUUGCCAGCCCCCUCAGCCUAUUGAGAAUGGUUUUGUGGAGGGUGCAGAUUAUAGCUACGGGGCCAUGGUUAUUUACAGCUGUGUGCCAGGCUUCCAGUUGUCUGGCCUUGCCAUGCAGACCUGUGAAGAAUCAGGCUGGUCCAGCUCCACUCCUACAUGCCUCCCAACAGACUGUGGCCUGCCUCCUCACAUUGACUUUGGGGAGUACAUGCAGGUUAGACAUUGGGAAAAGUAUUCCAACACAGAGAGUGUGACAGAGAGCCCCUCCCUUUCACGUACAUUACUGGGUGACAAUUUGAAGAACUUCAAAAGUUCUUCAAAGGAGAACAGUGCAAUGCAGCUGACCACUUUCUUAUUUGGAACUAUUAUUUUAUACACGUGUUACUCUGGCUAUGAGCUCAUGGGAAAUCCUGUUCUAGCUUGCCAAGAAGAUGGUGCCUGGAAUGGCACUGCCCCCUCCUGCGUUUCAAUCGAGUGCACCUUGCUGUCACCACCAGAUAAUGGAUUUUUACAUUUUACUGAGAACACUCCUGGUAGCAUGGUGCAGUAUACCUGUAAGCAGGGGUUCACUCUUAUUGGCUCUGACACACGACUGUGUUUACAGAAUCGGCAGUGGAGUGACACUGCUCCACAAUGCAAAGCGAUAACAUGCAGCUCACCUACACAGCUUAUGAAUGGGAAUGUAAGAGGAGAAAACUACACUUAUGGGAGUGUUGUCUACUAUGAAUGUGAUCCUGGCUACCAGUUAAAUGGCCCCACAGAGAGGAGAUGUCUCGAGAACCAGAAGUGGGAUGGUAGUGAACCAAUUUGCGUCCCUGCUUCCUGCAGCCCACCAAUGGUUUUGGAGAAUGGUCAGGUGACUGGGGAGGAAUACACAUUCCAGAAGCAUAUAGAGUAUAGCUGCAAUGAAGGUUUUGUGUUAGAUGGGGACAGAAGUAGAGUCUGCCUUACAAAUGGAAGCUGGAGUGGAAUUACUCCAGUUUGCAAGGCUGUGACCUGCCCUGUGCCACUGCCUCUUCCCAACGGGAGAAUGAGUGGCUCAGAUUUUGGAUUUAGGAAAGAAGUGCAGUAUCAGUGCAAUGAAGGAUAUAAUCUGCAAGGAGUGUCCACACUUACCUGUCAAAGUGAUGGUAACUGGGAUUCAGAAGCUCCACACUGUGAGCCAGUCAUUUGUGGACCUCCUGAAGACAUCUCCCAUGGCUUUCUGAAUGGCUCGGACUUUACCUAUGGGGAAUAUGCACAGUAUGUGUGCUUUCCUGGCUAUGAGCUGCAUGGUAAUCCUUUACGGCAGUGCUUGUCCAAUGGCUCCUGGAGUGGAAGCCUUCCAUCUUGCCUCCCCUGCGAGUGUCCUGCACCACAGGUUCAGAAUGGGGUUGUUCUCGGUGAAGAUUUCAGCUGUGGGAAAAGUGUCCAGCUUCAAUGCCUGGAGGGCUUCAAACUGCUAGGGCCUUCUGAAAUCACCUGUGAGACAGCUGGCAGGUGGAGUGCUGGGUUUCCUCGCUGCGGGCAGAUUUCCUGUGGCUCCCCACCCAUCAUCCCCAACACGUUCAUCAACGGGAGCAGCUCUGCAGAUGAGAACACUGUCAUAUAUACCUGCUUGACAGGUUUUGUCAUGCGGGGGAGUCCAGAACUAACUUGUGUGGAGACAGGUGUCUGGAAAAAGCCAUAUCCAAGCUGUGAGCUGCUAAGCUGUGGCCCACCACCUUCUGUCCCAAAUGCAGAGGUUCUUGGGAGUGCUCAUACCUAUGGGAGCAAGGUCCAGUACAGAUGCCUGGAGGGUUACACAUUGGUGACAGAGGUGGAUGUAUGCACUUGUCAGGAAGAUGGACAGUGGUCUCCUCAAAGUAUUUCCUGUUGCCCCAGAAAGUGUUCUCUCCCAGGAAAUAUCACCCAUGUCAUAGUACAUGGGGACAACUUCACUGUGAGCACAAACAUCACUUUGUCAUGUGUAGAAGGCUACACUCUGGUGGGAGCAAGCACAUCCACAUGCAAGGAAAGUGGCGUUUGGAUGCCAGAGUUUUCUGAUGACAUUUGCAUUCCUGUGUCAUGUGGGAUCCCAGAAUCUCCAGAGCAUGGAUUUGUGGUUGGCACCAAAUUCAAUUAUAAAGAAGUGGUUCUUUAUAAAUGUGAUUCUGGCUAUGAAUUACAAGGUGAUACAGAACGGACUUGCCAAGAAGACAAGCUUUGGAGUGGCUCAGUGCCAACAUGCAGAAGAGUAUCUUGUGGGCCCCCAGAGAUGAUCGAAAAUGGAUCUGUUCAAGGAGAAGAGUUCCUGUUUGGCAGUGAGGCUUUUUACAGCUGUGACCCUGGUUUUGAACUACAGGGACCAAGCCGAAGAAUUUGCCACGUUGACAAGAAGUGGAGCCCCACUGCUCCUUUCUGUAGGAGAAUUACUUGCGGGCUGCAUCCCACAGUAGAAAAAGCAGAGGCCAUUUCUACAGGAAACACGUACAGAAGUAAUGUAACCUUUGUGUGCAGCUCUGGCUACCAUCUUGUUGGACCCCAGAAUAUCACAUGUCUUGCCAAUGGGAGCUGGAGUAAGCCAUUACCACUGUGUGAAGAGACCAGAUGCAAAGCUCCACUUUCUUUGUUGAAUGGCAAGGCAAUUUAUGAAAAUAAUACAGUUGGCAGUACUAUAGCAUAUUUCUGCAAGAGCGGAUACAGUUUGGAAGGAGAACCUACAGCGGAGUGCACAAGGGAUGGAAGAUGGAGUAAUCCUCUGCCUCUCUGUAAACCAAACCCUUGUCCUGUGCCUUUCAUAAUCCCAGAGAAUGCCCUUCUCUCCGAGGUGGAUUUUUACGUUGGGCAGAAUGUGUCCAUCAGGUGCAGGGAAGGCUAUCAGUUGAAAGGGCAGGCUGUGAUCACUUGUAAUGCUGAUGAGACUUGGACUCCUACAACAGCUAAGUGUGAAAAGAUAUCUUGCGGGCCCCCAGCUCACAUAGAGAAUGCUUUCAUCCGUGGUAGCUUCUAUCAGUAUGGAGAUAUGAUCACCUACUCAUGUUACAGUGGUUACAUGCUGGAGGGACCCCUGCGGAGCAUUUGCUUAGAAAACGGAACAUGGACAACACCACCUACCUGCAAAGCUGUCUGUCGGUUCCCAUGUCAGAAUGGUGGAGUCUGUGAGCGACCAAAUGCCUGCUCCUGUCCAGAUGGCUGGAUGGGUCGUCUCUGUGAAGAGCCAAUAUGCAUUUUGCCGUGUCUCAACGGAGGUCGCUGUGUGGCUCCUUACCAGUGUGACUGCCCCCCUGGAUGGACUGGAUCACGGUGCCAUACAGCUGUUUGCCAGUCACCGUGCUUAAAUGGUGGGAAGUGCAUACGACCAAAUCGAUGUUACUGUCCUUCAUCGUGGACUGGACAUGAUUGUUCAAGAAAACGGAAGGCUGGAUUCUACCACUUUUAACAGCAGAGCGACAGUUUUACAGUCAGAAAACUUUCUUCAGCCUACACACCAGGGCUUGGAAUCUAACGCAUUGUAAAUCACAUCCAUUACUUCCCUUUCCCCCAGCUCCUUUGUUUUGUAUUUUAUUUUGUGAUAUAUUUUUUCUAUACCUUUCAGUUUUUAAAGAAAAUGUCUGUAUUUUCCAUUUACAAAAGUAUUAUCAAAUAUAUGCUGCUAUACACACACCAUACACAUACAAAGGUGAAGAUCCCUACUGUUUACUGAGAAAGUGGCUGUGUACGGUGAUGUCCCUCCCAGUUCUUAGACCCAGUAAGGUAAUUAAAACAUGCUAUACUGCCAACCAUGAUUAAACAGAAUGUUGCAAUUCUGCUUAUCAUCUGCCAAAGCAUAUUGAAAUCCAGCAAUUUAAUAGUAAAGAAUAAUUAUGUAAAGCUAAUUGAGCCACCGAACUUUGCGUUGGGCUUGUAUCUGAACUCAUGGUGGUAUAAAUUAGAACUGCACCUGAUAAAGAGCAAAUUGUAGUUAGAGCUCCUGGUGGACGCAAGCAGAUUCUUUAAUGUUCAUUAUGUGACACUAACAUCAUUGGAAAGUGACUUAAAUGGAAGGCAGUGGCAAGAAGUUUGGCCAUAAAUAAAAUACUCAAAAGCGUGAAAGAGCUGAGAAAAUGUCUAGGCAAUAACAGCCUCUGAGGAUUUUUGGCAUGCAGGCAUUUCAGGUGUCACGCUCAGUCUGGAUAAUCCAGAAUGCAGCAGCGGACAGCACAGACCACUGAAAGCUUCCCCCUGGUAAUGGAGCUCACCACUACUUGCCUGCAACCAGUAGCCCUUUCCUGUGUGAUGAUGAAAUACACAUUCAACAUCCUCCUGCCAGGCAAAUGUUUUGAUACAUGGGGUCUGGGUCUCUGUGUGUGUGUACAGGUCAAGCUUUGCUGUUUGCUUACAGAAGAGUGAUAUUUAUACAGAACCCUCAGGGGACUGGAAAAGGCCUCUCUUGUGUACACGCACAGGCAGAAAUACCUAGAUGAGUAAGAAAUACGGAGAGCACACAUUCUGUCAGAUUUCUCUUUUGCACCCUGUUGAUCCCACCGCAUCCAAGAAUCACAGCUUGAGUGCUGUCAUUCAGUCGUGCUCUAAUGAACUGAGAUGCCAAGAUCUACUGAUGGGUAAGUGGUGAGGUGGAAUUACAAGGUGGAAAUCCCAUGCAUGUGUUGAGGUCAAAUGUUUGAUAAUUAUCAUCAGAUAGUAAUGAAGUCUAGUCUGUGAAAGAAGAUAUUAGAGUGAGAACCAUUGAUCAGGAGCUCCAUUUUUCCCAGUAGCAGCAGAAAAGCAUGACUGUCAGCCCACACUAGGAAAGAAGAAAGACUGAGUUCUACACUCUGCAGUAUUACUGCAUAGUUACCCUCUGGGUUAUGAGUGUGCACACACUGCCCCCACCUCCCCCCUUCCCUCUUUAUAAAUAUAUCUUUUUGAAUGCAUGAUAGAACACAACAAGGAGCUAAUGGAGAGACUAGGGCGCUAGUGAAGACUGACACAUAGCUAAUGGCUGUUAACCCAAGACCAGAAAUGGGGAAGAAACAAGUGAAGCUGUGAACCAGGAAGAGCUGGAAGAAAAACAAAUAAGUGAAGAAUAUUUGUCAAGGGACAAGCUGAAUUUGAAUGCAGAUUCCUUCCCAAUGGGAGCUGCAACCAACUGAAGAGUUGUUCUUUCAACUCCCUUAACUAUAUUUUUCUGAUGGAUUCUGCUGACAUGUACCAACAGCCAUCAGUGUUUACAGCUUUGGUUCAAGUUAUUGUUCAGUAAAUAAUACCACAUUUCAACCCACGCCAUGUGGAGGUACUUUGUUCCCUGAGCCCUGCUGCUGUGCACAGUGGCUGCACGGAUGCUGUAGUGAGCAGCUCAGGAUAUCUGAAGGGAAAGAGCGCAUCGGAGAAAGAAGUAGAUUUUUAUUUAUAUGUCAUUCUCGUGUUUUAAAAAGUAGUCCCAUUUUCAGUGUGCUUCUCUGGUACAUGCCCUCACCGCCCUGGCAAUCUCCAGAGCAGAGCAGCAGUGUUUUGGAAGGUGCACAGGGCUGGCAGGACUCUGUUGAGCCUUGGAGGUGAGGGGUGGCUUUUAGCACUGCAGCUUCACACUAGUGACUAGUACAUGGAGUUUGGGGAUAUACUCAGUCAAUACGUUUCAUAAGCUGAUGUGGUAGGAAGAGUAGCUGAAACUAUAGGCUGUUAUAUUAGUGCUGUGUAUGAUGCUUUGAUACUUGCUGUAAUAUUUUCCCUUUUCCCUUCCCCAUUCUGUGCAGUAUUGUCAUUUAUGUCACUGCUUGUUGUGUGUUUUAAAGGACUUCUGUGUGAUGCACUUUACACUGUAAAUAAAGUUGCACCCUGUUUAGUACAUAGA